CACAAACAACGGAUAAGAAGACUGUAUCAGCGAUAAUUUGUUGAUAAAAUUCAGCUUUAGACGCCCUAGCAAACACCAAACAAAGCAACAAAGAGACUGACCUGAAAUUGAAAACUCGUCGCGAUUAAAACUCUGAGUACACUCCACAGUUCGUCACUGCCACUUGAGGACAACGGACGGUCGAGAGGUUCAUCAUCCAUCCCAACUCCACCAUCAGCAUCAUGUGCGUGAUCUUUUUUUACGCCAAUUCAGAUCCCCAGCCCGGUGGCUACAGGCUCAUCUUGGCUUCUAAUCGCGAUGAGUUCUUUGCCCGUAAAACCGUGAAGGCGAGCGAAUGGCCCGACGCGGAUCAUGUCGUUGGCGGCAUUGAUCUCGAACCGGGCCGCGAGGGCGGCACCUGGCUGGCCAUUGGCAGCGCGAGUGGAGUCUUCAAAGUUGGGGCCCUGCUCAAUCUCACAGGCGAGCCCAAGCCCCGCGAUGCAGUCGCGCACAAGAACAUUUUGCAACCAAAUAACCAAAACAACCACAAUAACAGCCACAGUCACAGCCACAGCCACAGCAGCAGCAACAUGAGCAACAGCAAGAGGCCAGAAAAUAACGAUAACGAACAUUUCUUACUAGGGCGCGGCAUGAUUGUGGCAGACUUUGUGUCCCAGUUCGAUGAGCCAAACAGCAUACUGAACUUCAACCAGAGCCUGCUUCAGGACUGCACCAAGUACAGCGCCUUCAACUUUGUCUCCAUUGAGAUUGGGCCAAAAUCCCUGCCAGCCCAGAUCAGACUGCUGAGUAAUGUGCCGCCCACCCUGAACGACUUUGAGGAGGGAAAAUGCUACGGCUUCGGCAACAGUCUGCCCGGGACUCCCUUCGAGAAGGUGCGCUUCGGCCAGCAGCAGUUCUCAGAUAUUGUAGAGGAGCAUGGCACUGGCACAGUCGAAGCACUGAGCGCGCAGCUGCUGAUGCUGCUCAAGAACAAGAAGAAAUUCUGGCCCGAUGCGGAGCUGAAGCGUCGCGCCCCCAACUGGGGCGAGGAAUUGAGUGCGCUCAAUGUCCACAUUGGCGACCGCGGCUAUGGCAGUCGUACGCAUUCCAUUAUCCUGGUGGACACCAACAACAAGAUGCAUUUCUUUGAGGAAAAUUUUGAUCCCGAGAUCAAUUCGCUAGAGCCAUGUAAUCUACGGACGGUGGUCCACAAGCACUUGGGGGCGAUCUAAAUCUAGUAGUGGAAAUGUAUGUGUGUGCAUUUUUGUUGCAUUUGUUGGUGUGUUAUGAAUAAUAAUAAUAAUAAUAAUAUCCAUUUUGUCUCUGGAA
Molecule: messenger RNA, 1308 nt
Organism: Drosophila persimilis
Lineage: Eukaryota; Metazoa; Arthropoda; Insecta; Diptera; Drosophilidae
Gene: Tango2
Product: transport and Golgi organization protein 2
Exons: 4
Coding region: 222-1211 (329 amino acids)
Biological process (GO): protein secretion; Golgi organization
Cellular component (GO): Golgi apparatus
Source: RefSeq, a predicted model, not a curated record